AUGAGUUUUAAUGGACUCCAGGAUCCAGGAGUGGAAGGUGUUAAUCCCAUGGAAGGAGGUUCUGAGUUUAAACUCUAUAGCGGGGAUGACUCUCUGAAUCAGUCUCAGCCCGGCAAUAACAUCUUCGAGGAUGACGCUGUUUUCAUGGUCAACAUGUUUCUGGGAGGAGGAGGCGGUAUGGAUGGAGAGACUGGAGCGGGUGCUGAGGCUGCUGGUUUGGAUGCUGGGAUGUUUGGUUUGGCCGAGCCUCUCCUUCCAGGGUUUUCAGGGUUGGAACCAAUGGAAGGGGUCACGUUCAGGUUGGACGGGCAGGGGGUUAUGGAUCCAGGAACGAACCAGGUUCCUUCGUUUGACUCUCAUGGUAGUAGCCAACUACAGUUUUCAGCAUUUGAUGAGAAACCGAUACAUUCUAUAACGGGAGCCGGCGAGACAUGGGAACAGAAUGUAGGUUUAAGGGGUCACGUGGAACGGAGGGAAGGUGGAAGGGAUGCGAUGGAGGAGACACGGCAGCAUUAUGGGCAGCAGGAGCGAGAGCAAGAAGAACGGGAGCAACAAAGGAAUCUGGAACAGGAGAGGGAGUUGGAGAAGCAGAGGGAGUUGGAGAAACAGAAGCAGCAGAGGAAGUUGGAACAGCAGAAGGAGCUGGAGGAACAGAGGCAACUGGAGCUUGAGAAACAGGAGAAGCAGAGGAAGUUGGAUCAGCAGAGGGAGCUUGAGAUACAGCGGCAGAGGGAGUUGGAGAAACAGCGGCUGGAGAAACAGGAGCAACAGAGGGCGCUAGAGAAACAGAGGUUGAGGGAUUUGGAGAAACAGCGGCAAUUGGAACUGCAGAAAAAGGAGCAGCAGAGGAAGCUGGAGCUGCAGAGGGUGUUGGAGGAACAGAAGGAGUUGGAGAAACAGAGGCAGUUGGAGUUGGAGAAACAGGAGCAGCAAAGGAAGCUGGAGCAGCAGAGGGAGAUGGAGCAGCAGAGGGAGAUGGAGAAACAGAGGCAGAGGGAGCUGGAGAAGAAGCGGCAAGUGGAGCUGGAGAAACAGGAGCAGGAGAGGAAGUUGGAGCAGCAGAGAGAGUUGGAGGAACAGAGGCAGAGGGAGUUUGAAAAACAAGAGCUGCAAAGGAAGCUGGAGCAGCAGCGGGUGUUGGAGGAACAGAAGAAAAGGGAGUUGGAGAAACAGGAGCAGCAAAAGAAGUUGGAGCAGCAGAGGGAGCUGGAGAAACAGCGGCAAUUGGAGCUUGAGAAACAGGAACAGCAGAGGAAGCUGGAGCAGCAGAGGGUGUUGGAGGAGCAGAGGGUGUUGGAGGAGCAGAGGCAAAGGGAGUUGGAAAAACAGGAGCAGGAGAGGAAACUGGAGCAGCAGAGGGAGCUGGAGAAACAGAGGCAGAGGGAGUUAGAGAAACAACGGCAAUUGGAGCUGGAGAAACAGGAACAGUUGAGGAAGCUGGAGCAGCAAAGGGAGUUGGAGAGACAGCAACUGGAGCAGGAGAGGAAGUUGGAGCAGCAAAAGCAGUUGGAGGAACAGAGGCAGAGGGAGUUGGAGCAGCAGAGGGAGCUGGAGAAGCAGAGGCAGAAGGAGUUAGAGAAGCAACGGCAAUUGGAGCUGGAGAAACAGGAACAGCUGAGGAAGGUGGAGCAGCAGAGGGAGUUGGAGAAACAGCAGCAAUUGGAGCUGGAGAAACAGGAGCAGGAGAGGAAGCUGGAGCAGCAAAAGCAAUUGGAGGAACAGAGGCAGAAGGAGUUGGAGAAGCAGAGGGAGCUAGAGAAACAAAGGCAGAAGGAGUUGGAGAAACAGCAGCAAUUGGAACUGGAGAAACAGGAACAGCAGCGAAAGCAGGAGAAACAGAGGGAGCUUGUGGAAAAGGAGCAGCAGAGAGAUUUAGAAAAACAAAGAAAAGAGGUUGUUGAGGUGAGAGCGGAAGAGGGGUUUGAUGAAGCGGCGAGAGAAGAGAAAGAUACUGACUUUGGAAGGGAGGGGUAUGGUGGGGAUGAGGAGGAGUGGCCUGAGGAGAACAGUGUGCAUGAGGAGGGUAAGGCGAAGAUAAAGCUUCUGACUGCUCUUGACAAGGAACCGGUGCCGCUGUCUCGGCAGGACGAAAAGGAGGAAGCAAACGCGAAGGGAGCUGGGAGGGGGUUUACGGAUGAGGAGGAAAAGGUUCGGGUUGAGUCUGGCCCACUGCAACGUGCAGAGGAGGAGGAACAGGUGGAAGAGGAGGAAGAGGAGGAGGAAGAGGAGGAGGAUGAUAUAGAGGACUGGGUGUGUGGCAAGGAGAAUCGAUAUCGGAGAUUGAGUGCUGAAGAUAAGAAGUUGGAGGAGCAGCAGACGAGGGGUGGUGGCGAGAGUGGGGCAAGGAGGGGCAAGAGAGAGGGGGUGUGGGGCGAGGAGAGAGCAGGGAGGAGAAAGAAGCCCAAGAGAAGGAAGCUGGCGGAGUGGUUGCCAACGCAGACAGUGACAGGUGGGGAGCAGGAGGGGGGAAAGGUAGAUGAGGUUGGUAGUGGUGACGCGCGUCAGCCUUGCAAUGUGGAAGAGGGAGAGGAGGAGUCUGCUGGUGAGGUGCGGCCAGCACACGAGGUGGAUGAAAAAGGGCCUCUAGAUGCUGCUUCUGAGGUGCCCCUGAAGGAUAUAGGGCAUGAGAGACAUAAGCAGGCAGAAGAGGAAGAGGAGUGUGAUGCUGGGGUACUCAAGGAAUCAGCUGUUGAGGAGGACAAGGAGGGGCAGGUGGAUCCAGCAGCGGUGUGUGUUUCUGCUUCUCAGGAGCCACAGAUUGGGCAAGGGGAAGUGGUGGAGGAGUGUGUUGCUGGAGUGCUUAAGGAAUCAGCUGUUGAGGAGGACAAGGAGGGCCAGGUGGAUCCAGCAGCGGUGUGUGUUACUGAGGCGAAUCAAACUUGCCAGCCAGCGGCAGUGGACAAGAAGCGGAAGCGCAGCGAAGUGUUUGUGGAGGCUGAUGAAGACGCUGUUGCUGUUGAGAAGUCCUGUCCGCCUCCUGAACCAUCUGCCGCUCCUGAAUCAUCUGUUGCUUCUGAGCCGUCUGCUGCCCCUGAAGCGCCUGCUGCCCCUGAAGCGCCUGCUGCCCCUGAAGCAUCUGCUGUUCUUGAUACAUGUGGAGCUCCCGCUCUUGGAUCACCUGUUGGGGAAAGGGAGGACGAGGGAAGGGAGGGAAGGGAGGGAAUUGAGAAGGAGAGUGAAAGGGAUGUUGGAGGGAUGGCGGAGAGCGAUAAGGAGAGGAGGAGAGUGCAAGGCAGUGAAGUGAAUGUGAGGGAAGAUGAGAGAAGAGCGGAGUGGAGAAGGGAGGAGGAGAGAGAGGAGGGGAAGGCAGACGAGUUAAGUGAAGAGGGGCGCGAGGAGAAUGGGAGGGAAGAGGGAGGAAGCGAAGAGGAGGGGAGAGAUGAGGGGAAAGACGAGGAGGUGGGAGAAGAGGACGGGAAAGAAGAGGAGGGGAGAGAAGAAGAGAGAAGAGAUGAGGAGGUGCAAGAGGAGGAGUGGAAAGAGGAGGGACGGGAACUGGUACACGGGGCGAGAGUGUACAAGAGAAGGGCGAAAGGGGAAAAGGUUGGCAAGCAAGUUGGACGUGGCAGGAGGAGCAGAGAGGCAGAAACGAUGGGAGAGUGGGAGAGGAGGGUGGAGACUGCAGGAAAGAGGGACCGUGAGGGAAAGGAGAGUGGGCAGGAGAUGAAAGAAUCUGCAGCAGCAGGAGCAGCAGCAGCAGCAGUCCAGGCUCCCUCAGCACAGCCUUCACCAGUACUACCUCCCCCUCUGGAUGGACCAGCGGGUUUGUCUCUUGUGCUGGCCUUGUCUGCUUUGGAUGUGGUGCUGGGGAAGGGGCGGUCGGGGGGGGCGAGGGAACAGGGGGAGAAAGCCGGGAGGGGCAUUCAGGAGGAGGAGGAGGAGGAGGAGGAAGAGGAGGAGGAGGAGGAGGAGGAGGACGAGGAGGAGGAGGAGGAGGAGGAGGUAGAGAGGGAGGGGGAUGGUACGGUGGGCGGAAAGGUGGGUGGAGAUGCAGCAGAGGAAGAGGCAGGUUCAGAAGGGACUGGUGAGGGAGCGGAUGUUGUGGAAGUGCAGACAGAGGGAGUGGGAGCAGGGAUGGAGGAGGAGGUUGGGGUGCAAAACGCAACAAGAGAGGCAGUGGAAUCGGGUGAGGAAGGAAUGGCACAAGGGGCAGGUGAGGAAGCUGAUGUGGUGGAGGUAGAGACAGAGAGAGCGGAUUCUCAAGUGCAGGAACGUGGGUUGUGGAGAUCGAGGACGGAGGCAGAGGCGUCAGCAGGGGCAGAUGGAGAAGCAGUGGGAAGGGCGGGUGAGGGAGAAGCAGUGGAAGGGGCAGGUGAGGAAGCUGAUGUGGUGGAAGUGCGUUUGGAGGGAAGAGAGGCAAGAGAGACGCAAGGAGGGGAGGUGGACUUAACAGAAGCAGUGGUGGAGGAACAAGGGACAGAAUCAGGAGAGGCAGAGGUGCAGGAAGUGGGAUUGGAGUCUACAGAGGCAAUGAGAAGAGCAGUUGAGUCAGGUGAAGAGGUUGCAGUGGAGGAGACAGGCGGAGAUGCAGUUGUGGUGGAAGUGUGGGAUGAGAAUGAGAUGGAGGAAGUGGGAUUGGAGUUCACAGGGGAAAGGAGAGGAGCAGAAGAGUCAGGUGAAGAGGAGAAUGCAGUGGAAGAGAGAGACGGAGAUGCAGAUGUGGUGGAAGUGCGGGAUGAGAAUGAGAAGAAAGAGGGGAUGGAAUCACGAGAAGCGGGUGGGCAGGAAGUGGAAGGAGAGGCAGCAGAAGGAGGGACAAGCGGAGAUGCAGAUGUGGUGGAAGUGCGGGAUGAGAAUGAGAGGGAUGAAGGGAUGGAAUCACAAGAAGCAGACGGGCAGGAAGUGGAAGGAGAGGCAACAGAAGCAGAAGCAGAAGCUGCAGCAGCAGCAGCAGCAGCAGGAGAUGCAACAGCAGAGGCAGCAGAGGGGGCAGCAGGAGGGGGCGAUGGUGGUGGGGAAGUAGCAGAGGGAGCGAGGAAGAGGAGGAGAGCGCGGCCGUUGAUGAGGCGAGUACAGUCUGUCACUGACGCUGCUGCUACAGCAGUGCAGGCAAGGCCUAAAGGUGUGCAUGCUGCUAGGGAUAUGCACACAGCCGCUCUGGGGGUGGGUGUUGCUGAAGCUCGUUCUGAUGGGGAUGAUGGUUCUUCUGAUCGUGGUGCUCGUGAUUCGUCCAGUGAUGGUGGGCAUGAUGCAAGUGAUUCAUCUCCUUAUCGUGAUGGUCGUAAAGCGAGUGGUUCGUCCGACCACGAUGCUAAGGAUGGUGAUGGUGGUGGUGGCGGUGCUACUGGUGGGGAUAGGCGUGAUGCUGCAGUGGCUGCUGCAUCCUGCCAUGCUCCAGCUGAUUCCGAUUCAACAGCAUCACAUGUUAAGUAUGAGAGCCAGCCGCUGACGGCGAGGAAUCGGCCGAAGGAGUUUCGGAAGGCGGUGGAGGAGGCUGUGUUGGAGAGUGAAGGGAUGGUGGGGUGUGAUGAGAUGGAGGGAGGCGGGGGAGAGGAAGAGGGAGGGGAUGGAGAAGAGGGAGGUGCGGGUAUGAUGAGGGAUGGUGAGGAGGAUUGGCAGGAGGGGAAUAAGCUUGGUGCAAGUGCUGCUGCUGCUGCUGCUGCUGCUGAUGGUGCUGCUGCUGGUGGUGGUGCUGGUGGUGCUGCUGCAGAUGCUGCUGCUGCUCCUAGCUGCCGAAAAGGAGGCAGCCGGUCAGGUGGGUUGGUGGGGGCAGCGAAGGGAGGGGCAGCAGCAGCGGAACUAGCAGGUGGAGCGAGAGAGGGCAUGAUGUGUGUGGGGUGCCGGAUCAUGCCGGGGGUGAUUGGCCGCCCAACUCGCACACUGGAUGACCUCUUUGCGCCAGGAGGGGGUGGGGGUGGGAAAGGGAGAAAGAAAGGGGAGGGCAGCGGAGGGGAUUCUUCUGGCGAGAGUGACUGGGAUGAGGGGGUGGGUAAGAAGCGGCGGAGGGGGAGGGGCGGCAGUGGGGGCAGUAGCAGGAAAAGGCAGGUGGUGGGGAGUGGAGAGGGUGGGGAUGGAUGGGAGGAUAAGGAGACUGGGGUGGAGGAAGAGGGGAGGAGGAGCAGUGGGAGGGGGAGAGGGAGGGGGAGGGGCAGAGGAAGGGGGAGGCCGGAGAAGGGGAGGAAUGGCGGGUGGGUGUGGGGGAUGAGUAAGAAGCGGAGCAGGAGCCUCGGAGCGAGCCGACAGGGCAAAGCAGGUCAGGGUGGCAAGAGAGGUGGUAGGAGUGACAGUGCCGCCGCUGACAGUGGUGGGGAGAGUGCUGAUGACAGUGCUGCUGCUGGCGCUGGUGCUAGCGCUGGUGCUGCCUGUGGGAAUGCCCGUGCCUCUGGUUCCCGCGCUGCUGGUGCCUCUGCUGCUCGUUCUUCUGCAGCAGGCGCUACGCUAGAAGAAAGCGCAGCAGGCAGCAGCUACGCGCACAGGCUAGUAGACGAAUUGCUAGACUCAGUCCCCCUCUGCAUCCAGUGCCGCAAGCUCUUCCAAUCGCAUCAGUUCUGCCCUCUCUGCCUGCUCGUCUGGUUACCCAACGAGAAGGGCGAUUUCGCCCACUGCGACCGCUGCCAGCUGUGGGUGCAUGCGGAGUGCGACGGGAUCUCUAGGCAGCGGUUGAGUGCGAUAAAGAACUAUGCGGUGUAUCUGUGCCCUACCUGCCGGCAGACCACGGCGGUGGAGGAGAGGGAGAAGAGGGAGAGGAAGGAGAGGAGGGGGAGGGAGAAGGAGGAGAGGGAGGAGAGGGAGGAGAGGGGGAGGAAGGAGCGGGAGGAGAGGGAGAAGAGGGUGAGGGAGGCUGCUCAGGCUGCUGCUGCUGCGUCUGCUGCUGCCGCUGCUGCUCGAAUUAAGGAGGAGGGGAGAGAUGCAGAGAGGGGCACCGCGGGACGGUCUGGGAUGGAAGUGAUAACAGGGAUGGGGAGGGGGUUCAGCUUGGGUGGUGCGUGCUUGCGGAUAGAUGAGGUGAAACGGGAGGGCCUGCAUGUUUGUCGCCUCGACAGGGAUGGGAGUGGGGAUCGGGAUCGGGAUGGGGAUGGGGAUGGGGAUGGGGAUCAGGAUGAGGAGGAUGAGGAUAGGGAUGAGGGUGAGGGAGGGGGUGGGGAUGGGUCAAAUGAUGGUGGUGGGCAGGGGCGGAAAGGAGGAGGUGGUAGAGGUAGAGAGAAGAAAGAAUGGGAUGAGAAGGCAGUGGAGAUGAAGGGAGACGCGGAUGGGAAUGGAUACUUGUCAACUAAGGAGGCUCCGCACAGAGCUUCCCCACAGUCGGAUUCACCUGAGGAUUCCCCUGACGAUUCACCUGGCACUCCAUCGUCCUCACCUGAGGCAGAAGCGGAAGGGGACAACAAGAUAGCAGCGGCGCCACCCAUCCCCAUCCCUGUAGCCCACCCACCUGUGCCCGUCACAUGUGCAUCUUACAAGGGCAUCUACCUCCCUUCUCUGCACCUCGUGCAGUGCUGCUGCCGCUCCUGCCGGCCUAAGACCAAGGCCGGCAGCAGCAAGAGCAGUGCUGCUGCUGCCGCUGGUGGGAGGAAGGAAGGAGGAGGAGGGGAGGUGGGAGGAGCAGCAGGGGCCGCAAUGAUGGCGCUGAGUGAGUUUGAGAAGCAUGCGCAGUGCCGCUCCAAGAAAUGGAAAUCGUCUGUGUUGCUGCAGGGCGCUGAGAAGAAAACCACCCUCUUUGCCUGGGCAUCCCACGAGGCGGGAAUCAGAGGCCUCUUGUUCUAUGAGGACCCUCCGCCUCGCAGCCGCCCGGGGAACCGGCAGCAGGGAAUCAUAUCCACACUGCGCAGCGCGGGCGGCAGCAGCGCGGUCGCAGCCGGAAUCGGAGGAGUAGGAGUGGGUGCAAUGAGAGGCAGAGCCGGUGUGAAAGGGUCAAUGGAUCCCAGGGGGGGUGUGGCAUGGCUGGAAAAGGCUUUAAGUGAGCCGUACGAGGGGGUGGAGUACAAAUGGACGUCGGAACGCUGUGCUGUGUGCAACAGCGAUGAGGACUCGGAUGCCAGUCGCAUGUUGGUGUGUGUCAAGUGCGAGAUGGGCGUGCAUGAGGAGUGCUAUGGGAUCGAGCCCUUCCCGGGGCUUGCCCUGCCAGAGAACAGCAGAAGCAAGGGCGAGACGCCCGCGAGAAGAGCAGCAGCAGUUGGUGGUGGUACUGCUGCUGCUGCAGCCGCUGCUGCCGCCGCCGCCGCUGCUGCGGCCGCUGCAGCAGUGGCUGGGGGGAGGGGUGGGCGGGGCGCCGCGUUUGGGGCAGUGGGGCGGGGGGCGGGGUUUGGAACAGGGGGAGGAGGGGCUGGAGGAGGAGCGGGGGCGGGAGGGGGAGGGGGUGGUGGUGAAGGGGGGGUGGCGCGGCAGAGGUGGGCUCAUCUGGUCUGUGGGUUGUGGAUGCCGGGUGUGAGUGUAUUGGGAGAGGGCGAGGGAGAGGUGCUGGACGGCAUUCAGCUCGUGGAUCCAGAGCGGUUCAAGCUGGCAUGCUGCAUAUGCCGUCAGCCCUAUGGCGCGUGCAUUCAGUGCGACGGGCCGCGGUGUCUGGUGGCAUACCACGUGGUGUGUGCGAUGAAGGCGGGGUGGAUCAUGGACGUGUUGCCUGAUGACACCGGCCAGCUGCUGCGCUGCACCUUCUGCCCCAAACACAGGGACCCGAAUCCUGACCUUGCUGUGAUUGGCCCUGCUGCCCUGGCGGCCGGGAAGCGGUUGAUUGAGCGAGGGGGGAGGCUGAGGAAGCGCACUGGCAUCACUGGGUUCCCUGCUAUAGGGGCGGGCACUCUCAAGAGUGACUCCCUCAAACCGGAUGGGGAGAAGGACAGAGAGGGCAAGGAGGGCAGGGAGAGCAGGGAGGGGAGAGAGGGGAGAGAGGGCAGGGAGGGGCGAGGGGAGGGGAAGAGAGGGGGUUUGGAGAAGGGGAAAGGGAGGGGGAGAGGGGGUGAGUUGGAGGGGGAGGAAUGGGGCGAGGAGGAGAGGGGUGAGAAAGUCAAGCGGCGGAGGGAGAGUGGAAGGACGAAGGGAACAAGAGGUGGUGAUGGUGGUGAGAAUGGUGUUGAUUCGAACGCGAGUAGUGAUGUGAUAUUAAUGGGUGAGGAGGAAGGAGAGAGAGAUGAGGAGGAGGUGAGAGCUGCGGAUGAAAUGGGAGGGGGGCAGGAUAGUGCAGAGGCAAGAGGGGGGGAGGUUGGAGAAGGGACGAGAAAGGGGCAGAAGGGUGGUGGAGAGGCGAGAAGGGAGGAGCUUGGGGGAACCCUGUACGAGCUUCAAAGAGGGAGGAAGAGAGGCCUAGGGGAGGGUGAUGAUGGGAACGAUGCUGCUGCUGAUGAUGGUGGUGGUGCUGUCCAAGUAAAGGAGGAAGAGGAGAAGGAGGGGGGGCAGGAGGGGGAGCAGGAGGGGGAGGAGGAAGAAGAGGACGAGGGGUCUAAGAGCGAUGUGAUGCUGCUUCCCAGUCCAGAAUCAUCUGAAGGUGAUACUAUUACUCAUGCAGGGGCGAGGGGAGCUAGGCCUGCAGGGGAGCGGGCGGGGACAGCAGCAGCAGGAGGGGGAAGAAGAGGAGGAGGAGGUGGGGAUGAGAUGGAUGGUGUGUUGUCCCGCUGUCAGCCAUACCAAGGGCGUAACAGCCGGAUGCGAUGGCGAGGAGGGGAGCGGAGGGCAGAUGGAAGGAUGGAGAGCGAAGGACAGGAGGAAACAGGGGGUACGGCGGAGGGCGGAGUGGAGGGGAGUCGUGUUUUGAGUCGACUCAAAACACGAAGGACGGAGAGCGCAGGACUGGAGGAACCAGGGGGUAUGGCGGAGGGCGGAGCGGAGGGGAAGAGGGAGGAGGGGCUGGAGAGGAGCGGGGAGGAGGGGGAGGUGGGAGCGAGUGAGCGAGUGCGGAGGGUGUGGGGGCGUGGGCACAAGGAGGUGGUGCCGUAUCUGCUUGGGGGGGUGUGCUGGCACGACAGGGAGACCAUCAUGGAGCUGCGGGUGAGUGCGGUGCUGAGGGGUGCUGAGGGGUGCUGA
Molecule: messenger RNA, 9951 nt
Organism: Closterium sp. Naga37s-1
Lineage: Eukaryota; Viridiplantae; Streptophyta; Zygnematophyceae; Desmidiales; Closteriaceae
Source: the annotation of a GenBank genome assembly